GCAGUCCCCUGUGCUUGUCUGGCUGAUUGAAUGUUGCGUACACAUUUAUUUAUUUGAAAACAAUACCCAUACGUUUGGUUGCCUUUUGCAAUAUUUGUUAAAGUCGUGGUAGUAAAGGUUAAAUCUGAAGAUACUGUGUUGUAUUUAUUUGCUUUUUUUCUGUUUGGAACUUUUCCCCAUCACAUGUGCGGUUUGUGCUAUUGCCUCUGAUUCAUGGCUAAGACCCUCAUGGGUGCUAUUUUCCUAUCAAACAGUAUUGCCAUUGGUCAGUCGAUGAUCAGAUGGUUAUAUUUCCUGCUGUCCUUUCUGGCACUUGGCCAUCCAGAAUCAAACCCAUCUCGCUAACUGCUAAUAGCACAGGCAGUUGGAAUAAUACACAACAAAUCAUAACAGAGCGCAGCCAACAAAUGAGUUCGUAUUUUGUGAACUCUACUUUCCCGGUGACUCUUGCUGGUGGACAAGAGUCCUUCCUUGGGCAGAUUCCGCUAUGUUCCUCCGGUUAUGACCCUUUAAGGCACUACCCGGCUACGUAUGGGGCUACAAACAUGCAGGACAAGAGUUACCCAUCACCCUCUUACUAUCAACAAACCAACGGUACGUAUGGGUGCAAUCGGACACCCGGUGAUUACGGGGCACCCGUUUUUUACCGGGAAAAAGAACCCUCCUGUACUGGAUCAUCCAGUAGCCCUAAGUACCACUCACUCGAGGACGCAACUCACUUUAACGCUGACCAACGCAAGACCGAGUGCACACAGAACAGAAUUUUAUAUGGGGAAGCGGAGGACCAGAAGAACUCGUUGCCUGUGUACCCCUGGAUGCAAAGAAUGAACUCCAGUGGGGCCUCAGCGUUUAACCCCAACGGACGACGCGGGCGACAAACAUACACGCGAUAUCAAACUCUGGAGCUGGAGAAAGAGUUUCACUUUAACCGCUACUUGACCAGACGACGCAGGAUAGAGAUUGCACACGCACUUUGCCUCACAGAACGCCAGAUCAAGAUCUGGUUUCAGAACAGGCGGAUGAAAUGGAAAAAAGAGAACAAAUUGCUCAACUCAUCACAGUUAAGCGGCGAAGAGACAGAAGAAAAAUCAACAGAGUGAAAAAAAACAGGAAAUGUUAAGGAAAAUAAGAACGCUAUGCGGUUCUUUAUUUAAAAAUAAUGAAUAUUAAAAAGUUUACAUCUUGUUUUCCUUUGCGCACCCGUGAAGUUGUACAUUUGAGUAUUUGUUGUAAGAUUUUAUAUAAUGCUAUUGCUCCAAUAUAAAGUUAUGCAUUCCUUUGCUCGACUCUGGCAACCAUUGUUUCACUCUGGUGCCACACAGUUUUUAAUAAAUAUAGAAGUAUUCGAUGAAUUCUGUAUUUCAAUUGAGGUGUUGCAAUAUUGUGAUUUGUUUUUGCGCUGGUUUCAGCUCGGUAGUUAAUUACAAGAGUUUUGUGCACUGUGAACACUACAUUUGCUUUAUUCUAUAUGUAUGUGUGUGUGUGUGUGUGUGUGUGUGUGUGUGUGCGAGCGAUUGUAUAAAUAAUUUAAGAUAAGUUGUAAAUAUUGCCAUGGGAUUUUGGGAAAAAUGAGAGGAAAAGUUCAAAAUGUCUUUCAGAGUUCAGUCAGGUUUUUUUAAAAAAAGUAAUGGUUAUUGUGUUUGUAGCGUGUUUAAUAAAUCUUUAUCUGAUGCACCCUUAUCUGGAAUGACAAUAAAGUUUUCAAAAAUCGAA
Molecule: messenger RNA, 1713 nt
Organism: Callorhinchus milii (elephant shark)
Lineage: Eukaryota; Metazoa; Chordata; Chondrichthyes; Chimaeriformes; Callorhinchidae
Gene: hoxb6a
Product: homeobox B6a
Exons: 2
Coding region: 282-1100 (272 amino acids)
Biological process (GO): anterior/posterior pattern specification; regulation of transcription by RNA polymerase II
Cellular component (GO): nucleus
Molecular function (GO): DNA-binding transcription factor activity, RNA polymerase II-specific; RNA polymerase II cis-regulatory region sequence-specific DNA binding
Source: RefSeq, a predicted model, not a curated record